This is a messenger RNA of Hipposideros armiger (great roundleaf bat), 2012 nucleotides long. RefSeq names its product solute carrier family 35 member G2 (gene SLC35G2). The coding region runs from base 602 to 1840 and encodes 412 amino acids. The transcript has 2 exons. The record is from RefSeq and is a predicted model, not a curated record. Gene Ontology annotation, cellular component: plasma membrane. Lineage: Eukaryota; Metazoa; Chordata; Mammalia; Chiroptera; Hipposideridae.
GUUGGGAGGUGGGCAGCAAAGAGCGCAGGCGCAGUGCCCGCACCCGCGGCGCCCCUCUCCCCUCCCCGCCUGGGGCCUCAGCGGCCCCAGAGGCGGUUUUCCUGGUGAAGCGCGCGGCAGCGGGCAGCCCUGGCCGGAGCACCGGCGCGCCUUCCUCGCCGCGACACGCAGGUAACCGGGCCCCGAGAACUGGUCGGCAGCGGCGGACUGGGAUCUUGACCUGCCUGCCGGGCCGCCCCACCCGGAAGGAGUGGGAAAGUGCCGCGAACCCCACACACCCGCUUUUAGCUGUCGCACCUAAAAGGCAGAGCCCCUCUUUUGGGGUGGGGUUCUCCUGGGGCAAAGCGCCCCGCCCUCUUCACAAACCUUCGCGGGGGACUCUGCUCGACGCCUGAAAGGCCCCGGGGACCCCACUUCUCUGCGCUGCUCUCUUGAAGAACCAGGACACGGGGUCCGUAGGAUCAGCAUCAGCGACGGGCCCUACACCCCCGUUUCCUGCCACAGUCUUACGUAUUGGUCCUUCCCCACCCUCUAUAAUAAAAGCUGUUGCUUUCCUCUCGCCCAGAAGCCCAUCCAAACAAGGAAUUGAUUAUCUGAAGAAAUGGAUAUUUCUCCCUCCAAAAAAUAUCCUGUUAAAAAACGGGUGAAAAUACAUCCCAACACAGUGAUGGUAAAAUAUACCUCUCAUUAUCCCCAGCCUGGGGAUGAUGGAUAUGAAGAAAUCAAUGAAGAUUAUGGAAACUUUAUGGAAGAAAAUCCAAAGAAAGGCCUGCUGAGUGAAAUGAAAAAAAAAGGAAGAACUUUUUUUGGAACCAUGGAUACCCGAACUCCACCAACAGAAGACCCAAUGACCAAUGAAAUUGGACAAUUUCAGAGCUUUGCAGAAAAAAACAUUUUUCAAUCCAGAAAAAUGUGGAUAGUGUUGUUUGGAUCUGCUUUGGCUCAUGGAUGUGUGGCUCUUAUCACUAGGCUUGUUUCUGAUCGUUCUAAAGUUCCAUCUCUAGAACUGAUUUUUAUCCGUUCUGUUUUGCAGGUCUUAUCUGUGUUAGUUGUGUGUUACUACCAGGAGGCACCCUUUGGACCCAGUGGAUACAGAUUACGACUCUUCUUUUAUGGUAUAUGCAAUGUCAUCUCUAUCACCUGUGCUUAUACAUCAUUUUCAAUAGUUCCUCCCAGCAAUGGGACCACUAUGUGGAGAGCCACAACCACAGUCUUCAGUGCCAUUUUGGCUUUUUUACUUGUAGAUGAGAAAAUGGCUUAUGUUGACACGGCUACAGUUAUGUGCAGCAUCUUAGGUGUUUGUCUUGUCAUGAUCCCCAACAUUGUUGAUGAAGACAAUUCUUUGUUAAAUGCCUGGAAAGAAGCCUUUGGAUACACCAUGACCGUGAUGGCUGGAUUGACCACUGCUCUCUCUAUGAUAAUAUACAGAUCUAUUAAGGAGAAGGUCAGCAUGUGGACUGCACUGUUUACCUUUGGUUGGACUGGGACAAUCUGGGGAGUAUCUACUAUGUUUGUUCUUCAAGAACCCAUCAUCCCAUUAGAUGCAGAAACCUGGAGUUAUCUCAUUGCUAUAUGUGUCUGUUCUACUGCAGCAUUCUUAGGAGUUUAUUACGCCUUGGACAAAUUCCAUCCAGCUUUGGUCAGCACAGUACAACACUUGGAGAUUGUGGUAGCUAUGGUCUUGCAGCUUCUAGUGUUACACAUAUUUCCUAGUAUCUAUGAUGUCUUUGGAGGGGUAAUCAUUAUGAUUAGUGUUUUUGUCCUUGCUGGCUAUAAACUUUACUGGAAGAAUUUAAGAAGGCAGGAUUAUCAGGAAAUACUAGACUCUCCCAUUAAAUGAAUACCAGAUUAUUAUCUUGUUAACCAUCAGUUAAUAAUACACUGCCAUUUUAAUGUUCACCUAUGUCUUUUGUGUUGUAUAAUUGACAGUGCUAUAUAUUAUUAAUAUAUGCAGACGUAGAAAAUUUUAUUCUAGUCUCAUAUUCAAAAACAAGUAUUAAAUAUAUGAAAUA